Messenger RNA from Phragmites australis (common reed), 1307 nucleotides. RefSeq lists its product as uncharacterized. NCBI's taxonomy places the organism in Eukaryota, Viridiplantae, Streptophyta, Magnoliopsida, Poales, Poaceae. The transcript has 2 exons. The record is from RefSeq and is a predicted model, not a curated record. Bases 43 to 1119 code for a protein of 358 amino acids.
UCUCGCAAUGCCAACUUCCCUCGCGUCCGCAAGUACACAGCCAUGGGCCGCGCGUCCGCCGACUUCUCCACCGCCGGCCGCGACGCGCCUGUCCGCCGCUGGCGACGCGGCGCCCGCCUCCGACUCCGCCGCCGCCGCUCACCAACCCCGACCUCCGUGGAUCCAACCUUCCAAGAGCCCACCCCUUCGUCCUCCGCCGCUUCAGUCUCCCAACAACUGCCGUACCUCCCCUACCCGGACAACGCCGUCGUCUCCUACGUCGCCGUCGCCCCUCUCCCGGUCUUCCGCGGCGACCCCGGCGAGUGCCCCGACGCGCACCUCGCUCGCUUCGACCGCGUCUGCCGCGCCAACGGCGCCGCGACAUCGGCAGCCGCCGCCCGCAUCUUCCCGGCGUCCCUCGACGCCGACGCCGCGCUGUGGUACGAGCUCACGUCUUCCAGCGCCGAGGUCUCAUCACCCCCGCUGUGGCACGCCGUCCGCGCAGCCUUCCUCGACUUCUUCCGCCCACCGGAUGCCGCUGACCGCGCGCGGGCCGAGCUCAUGACGCUGAGGCAGCGCCCCGGCGAGGCCGUCAACCGGUACCAUCUUCGCAUGCAGGGGAUCCUCCGGCGCUGCCCGGACGGCGGGGCCGAUGUCCCUGACGCGUUCUUGAAGGCCGCAUUCGUCGACGGUCUCCUCGCCGAGUUCCAGGACUGGGUGGUGCCGCAGCAGCCAGAGGCGCUGGACGAGGCGGUGGCACUGGCCUUGAGCUGGGAACGCGCCGAGAGCGUGCGUGCCGCGCGGCGCGCGGCCAAGUCGGCCUGCGUCGCCGGCGACAGGUGCGCGUUCUGCGGCGCGGAAGGACACGAGGAGCCGAGGUGCGAGGUGCGGAGGAGGAUGAGGGAGCUGUGGCGGAGGAGCAGCAGCAGCAGCGGGAGGGGAGGCGCCAUGGGGGUGACGAAGGAAGGGGAGGAGGCGGAGGAGGGAGGCGGGAGCAUGACGCUUACGCGGCUGGGGAGCGCGGUGAGCACGCGCUCGGCUCAGUGCCAGUGCCGGAAGCACCAGUGCUGGAAGAAGGCGGCGGCGGCGAGCGAGGUCGCUGGAGGAGGCGAAGGGAACGACGCGGGCGCGGACAAGUGACUGAAACAACACUUAACUGUCGUAAUCUGCUUGAUUGGCUGCCCUGAAAAAGAGAUAGUGGAUGCAUUGAACCAUGUGGCAAUGCUGGACACGGAACUGACAGUGGAGGAGAGGAACCUAGUGGGCUACAAGAAUGUGAUCAGUGCAAAGUGUGCAUGGCAACGUGUACACUCCAUUAAGUUGAAGGA